Molecule: messenger RNA, 3765 nt
Organism: Ornithorhynchus anatinus (platypus)
Lineage: Eukaryota; Metazoa; Chordata; Mammalia; Monotremata; Ornithorhynchidae
Gene: RCAN2
Product: regulator of calcineurin 2
Exons: 5
Coding region: 319-1053 (244 amino acids)
Biological process (GO): calcium-mediated signaling
Cellular component (GO): cytoplasm; nucleus
Molecular function (GO): nucleic acid binding; calcium-dependent protein serine/threonine phosphatase regulator activity
Source: RefSeq, a predicted model, not a curated record
UCCGACUCCCGGGCCCGAGGCCCAUCCACUAAGCCGCGCUGCUUCCCGGAAGAGUGUCCUGGGAGGGCAGGUACUGACUUGAUCAGCAGGUGCUCGAACGAGGAGAAGCGGCAGAAAAACGGGGCCCAUAAAAUCACAGUCCUGAACUGUAGUCAUCCAAUCCGCUCCUGAACCUUCAAGGUGACUCUCAGAUGCCAGACUAAGGCAGGCAGGUUUGGAAACCACCGGAGAACCUGUGUUUGAAGAUGACGAAGCUUCUGACGGCGUGAUUCCGUCGGCUUGUGCGGACGAGGCUGAAACGGGCAGUCUGGCGAUCGGAUGAGGGGAGAAUCUUAUUUCGUUGGAAUGAGAAACCCUGGUCAAUAUGGCUGCAUUCCAGAUGAUGGAGGACUCUUCUUACUGUACUGCAUGAUGGACAGCCACAGGGAUGUCACCAGAUGUUUCACAGAGGAAGCUUUUCGUGCAAUCACCGACUUCAACGAUCUUCCAAACUCCCUGUUUGCCUGCAACGUUCACCAGUCCGUAUUUGAAGGAGAAGACAGUAAGGAGAAAUUUGAGGGACUGUUCCGAACUUAUGAUGAUUGCGUGACAUUUCAGCUAUUCAAGAGCUUUAGACGUGUGCGCAUAAACUUCAGUAAUCCUAAAUCUGCAGCUCGGGCCAGAAUAGAGCUUCAUGAAACACAGUUCAGAGGGAAAAAGUUAAAGCUGUACUUUGCCCAGGUUCAGACGUCUGACUCCGAUGGAGACAAACUUCACUUGGCUCCUCCGCAGCCGGCGAAACAGUUCCUCAUCUCACCUCCAGCGUCUCCCCCCGUAGGCUGGCAGCCCAUCGACGAUGCCACUCCAGUUAUCAACUACGACCUCCUGUACGCUGUGGCCAAACUAGGGCCAGGAGAGAAGUACGAGCUGCACGCAGGGACCGAGUCCACACCGAGCGUGGUGGUGCAUGUGUGCGACAGCGACCUGGAGGAGGAAGAAGACACCAAGAACUCUCCCAAGCCCAAAAUCGUCCAGACCCGUCGCCCUGGUCUUCCCCCGCCUGUGUCUAACUGAGCUCUCCUCUAUGCCGCAGACAGUAUUAUCCCUCUCUUCUCUCGUGACUUCUCUUUGUAGGGUUUUCCAUUUGUUUCAUUUUGCAUUGGUGUGUCUGAAGGCAUCACCUGCCUUGAAAGAGUCCUGGACACUUAGCUCAUCCAGUCUCCCUUUCCCAUAAUCGAGCCUUGCCACCCAAGGGCUAGGAAGAGGUGGUGUUACGUUUCCCGAGCCAUGUCGUUCACCGCAAAAGUGUCACGCAUCUCACCCGACGGGCUGGGCUAAGAUGACAUCACGUCAAGUACGUCCUUGUCAAAAUCCGACGUAUUCCCACUCCCUUAAUGAAAACCCAGGAGCGUCACCUAAUAAACACCCCCGUCGGGUUUUUAUUUGCUUUGUCAGGCCUCACCCUGAGGUGUAUUGAGUGUUUUUCCUAGCCACAGUCAUAGGACCAUACAUACCCUUGAACUUCGACUGCCUAUGAAAUGCUAUCCUCUUGUCUCACUCAGUCCUCUGCAACCCAUUCAUUCAUUGGUCCAUUCAGUCGUAUUUAUUGAGUGCUUAUGGUGUGCGAAGCACCGACUAAGCUCUUGGGAGAGAAACCCAUCACUCCAUAUGCUAAGCAUGGUCACCAGCAUCCGUUGGAAUCAUUGGAGGAUUCAGUCUAAUCCAUUCGUUUUCUGCAUCCAGUAGACUGCAGUGAGCGCUAGGUAGAUUUCAAAGUCAUUUGGAUUGUCAGCCUAGGCAGGCCUUACUUGACCUUUUUUUCUUUUCUGUUUGGCGUGUGCUCUUGGGAAAGUUCUUCGUACAUCUCAGUUUAAAUUUCUAGAGGGGAGAUUAACCCCAAAGAUGUUUCUCGGUGAGUUAGAGACACCCCUCGUGUAGAGAGGGCUUUCCUAUUCCUAUUAAGGGUGCAUGUGCAGAUUGAGAGACUGAAAUGAUUACGUUUGUCAUAGGUAGCUUUACAGUAUCUAAACAUUCUUUUUUGUAUAUUUAUAUUAAUGUCUCAGUUGUGCUAGCCAAAGGGAUGAUGCUAUUAUUUGUGAGUGUUCAUCCUUUACCUGCCUGGAAACAUCAAUUUAUGCAUUUUUGCUAAAUCAUUCAUGUAAUGUUCAAGAUUUGGACUAAAUAACUGAGUACUGAAGGGGUUCAAAACCUCUCCUGCUAGAUUAUAACUAAGUAAUAAACACUCUGCUCUUAAAAUAUAUGCACUUUUUCUCCAUUUAACCAAGUGAACGAUAAUUUCUUUCCCAAAUAUAAUAGUAAUUGAUUACACUAAAAUAGAAAAUAAAAAGAUCAAUAUAUCUUCCCCCGAUUCCCACUCCCACAAGCUGUACAUAAGAUUUGUUUUGGGUAAAUGCAGUUUUCUAUUCCUCUCUCCCAAAGUGCAUUACAAAAUAUACACCUGUAAACUCUUAUCUUCUGCUGUAUGAUACCGGCAUAGUGCAUCUAUUACUGUACAUUAUAAAUUAGUUUGAUGUAUGAUGCCAGCUAGGAUGGAGUGGGAAAAGACUUUUGUUGCCACAACGACACACACACACACACACACACACACAUACACAAUGAAACCAAGAAAACGGCGAAAAGAUUGAAGGAGUUGCAUUGUUUUCUCUGAGAGUGUAUAAUUCCAUCAUAAAUGGAAAUUACAGAAAUAUGAGGCAUAUGUAUAUUAGAAUGCCCGUUUUGGUGUGAUAAAACAAAUAUGUGGAAUCAAGGAGAGCUUUGCCCCUGGGAGAUAAGCUAUAGCAAAAAAAAAAAACACACAAAAAAACGGGAUCUUUUCUGGAAUAUAGGUUAAAACCCGUUGUAACAUUGGGUGUAAAGCACUGUUUCUCGGCCCAAGUUCCACAAGUCAGUGGUUUUUAAAGAGGUUUCAGUGUGAAGAAAUACUGCCCUCUUAUGGAAUCUGUUUUUCAUUACUUUGAGUUAAAGAGGGAAAACUCAACAAUCAAUCAACUGUAUUUACAGAGCGCUUACUAUUUGCAGAGCACUGUACUAAGCACUUAGGGGACUACAAUACAGCAGAGUUUGCAGGCACGUUUCCUGCCCAUAACGACCAGCUAGUUCUCUUGUUCUGCAUUCUCUGCUAUAGCUCGCUUGACCUCAUUUCCUUAAGCCAGAGUUUUCAGAAUGCGGGUUCAAAAGAAAUCCUCAUGAGAGAAAAUAUUGGGAACUAUGGCACAGUAGACAAAUCAGACAUCUUGACUGUAAGCCCCUUGUGGGCAGGAAACACGUCUGCCUAAUCUUUUAUAUCGUACUCUCCCAAAUGCUUAGUUAAAUGCUUUGGACACAGUAAGUGUUCAGUAUAUGUGAUGGACCGAUUGAUUUUAAAGGCCAGUGGAAAUGCUCUAGAUCUCCUCACAGCAUUAGCACUUAACAUUAGAGCAGAUCUAACUGUCCGAUGGUUUGAAGGAUUGAUCGUGCCUCUGCCAAAUGGAAGUCCUUCCUUGUCUCGGUAUUAAUCUGUUCCCAAUCUGAGCGACUCUGUCAUUUCAGUGAAGAGGGGAGCGAUUUCUUGUGGAGAAGUAAAUGGAGGAGAUUCAUCGAAGAGGCAUCACCGGGGCCUACUAGCACUGUGAAGUCAGCAUUUGCAUCGAUACACAUUAUGCAAACCCCAUAUUCUUUUCAAUUCUAAGAGAGUUUAAAAAAAGGGCGACAGUCCCACUGAAUGAAUAAUCUGUGCACGUGUACCACUCAGAGAGCUUGGACUUCAAAUAAAUUUGGUGAAUGAUA